GUCAAAACGACAUUAUUACUCAGUUGGUCUAAUCUCACAAAACGACGCCGCGUGUAGCGCUCUCCCAAUUAUUUCGUCUCCUUUGUUCAAAAUCCGAAAGCCCCUUCCACCAUUUCUCCAUCUCCGAGAGACAAAUCAAAGAGAAGCAAACCAGUUUCAAAGAGAGAGACCCGAAAACCUGAAUUGAACCCGGAAAAAAUGGGCAAGGAUCUGAGCGACGACCAAGUAUCGUCAAUGAAGGAGGCGUUCACGCUCUUCGACACUGACAAUGACGGCAAGAUCGCUCCUUCGGAACUGGGGAUCCUGAUGCGAUCGCUCGGAGGCAACCCGACCCAGGCCCAACUCAAAUCCAUAGUCGCCGAGGAGAAGCUCACGGCCCCCUUCGACUUCCCUCGCUUCCUCGACCUCAUGGGCAAGCACAUGAAGCCCGAGCCCUUCGAUCGCCAGCUCCGCGACGCCUUCAAGGUCCUCGACAAGGACUCCACCGGCUUCGUCUCGGUCUCGGAGCUCCGGCACAUCCUCACUAGCAUCGGCGAGAAAUUGGAACCAUCCGAGUUUGACGAGUGGAUCCGGGAGGUCGAUGUGGGGUCCGAUGGGAAGAUCAAAUACGAGGACUUCAUUGCCAGAAUGGUGGCCAAGUGAGAAGCGAAACGGUGUGUUUUGACUGAUUAAGUGGUUUGUGGAAGUAAUUUGGAGCUAAUGUAUGUUUUUCUUUUUCUUUUUUUGGUGAUAUGGAGAUUUUAGGGUUUGUUUGUUUUGGAUUUUGUUUGUGAUGAAUUGAAUUGUCUCAGUACUGGUAAAUUUCAAGGUGUUUGGAAUGUAAGUGUUGAUGGUUUCAUGGAAUGUAAUCUGGAUUUGCUAGAUUA
Molecule: messenger RNA, 866 nt
Organism: Prunus avium (sweet cherry)
Lineage: Eukaryota; Viridiplantae; Streptophyta; Magnoliopsida; Rosales; Rosaceae
Product: putative calcium-binding protein CML13
Cellular component (GO): myosin II complex
Molecular function (GO): calcium ion binding
Source: RefSeq, a predicted model, not a curated record